Lathyrus oleraceus (garden pea) is the source of this 573-nucleotide messenger RNA. RefSeq lists its product as uncharacterized. NCBI's taxonomy places the organism in Eukaryota, Viridiplantae, Streptophyta, Magnoliopsida, Fabales, Fabaceae. The transcript has 3 exons. The coding region runs from base 1 to 573 and encodes 190 amino acids. The record is from RefSeq and is a predicted model, not a curated record.
AUGAUUCAGAUACGUGUGUUAUUUGGAGCUCAAUAUGUUCUUGAUCUCGUCAACGACAGUUACGCUGCACUUUCAGAAAAUGCAACGGAUGCGCAGAGAAAUGCUCAGCAUGAAAUGAGGAAGAAGGACCAGAAGGCGUUGUUCUACAUCCAUCAGUGUGUUGAUGUGGACAUGUUUGAGAAAAUCGUUGAUUCGACGACAGCGAAAGCCGCGUGGGACACACUGGUGCGGUGCUACGGCGGUGAUGCAUCAGUGAAGAAAGUGAGGCUUCAGUCUCUAUGCAAACAGUAUGAGAAUAUCAGUAUGAAGACUAAUGAGAAGAUGCAAAGUAGUCUAGAGGCGCAAGAGUUGCAUUUGACUGAGAGAACCUCUGAGAGAGAGGUAGAGCAGGCUCUGAAAGCUUCUUUUGUCAAGAAAGACCAGAAGCAGUCUUGGUCAGAAGCCAAGAAAAGACAUGACUAUUGGUCAAACAAGAAGAGGAAAUCAGAAGAAGCGAAUAUAACCAGAAGUUAUGAUGAUGAACAUGUAAUAUUAAUGGCUUCUGAUUUUGAUAGCGCGUCUCUAGAAGAUUAG